Molecule: messenger RNA, 902 nt
Organism: Parastagonospora nodorum SN15
Lineage: Eukaryota; Fungi; Ascomycota; Dothideomycetes; Pleosporales; Phaeosphaeriaceae
Exons: 5
Coding region: 94-768 (224 amino acids)
Biological process (GO): protein peptidyl-prolyl isomerization; protein folding
Molecular function (GO): peptidyl-prolyl cis-trans isomerase activity
Source: RefSeq, a predicted model, not a curated record
CUUAUACCACUGUACAUCGCCAAUUGUACCAUAUUCAAUUGACAUAGCAUUGCAUUGAGCAUUCGUUAGCGUCUUCACCCCGCCAUCGCCGACAUGCAGGCCCAGCCCCACCUUCGUUCCGCAGCUCUGUCUGCUUUCCGCUCGAGUACUUCUUCAAUCCGAGCUCCCGUCAACAAGCGAUUCUUCACUCCCUCGGCAUACAACAUGGCCAUCAAAUCGUACUUUGACAUCUCUUGGGAGGGUCCUGAGGUUGAGGUCGACAAGUCUGGCAAUGUCACGUCCAAGGGCGGCGUCAAGCAGCAGCAAGGUCGCAUCAACUUCGAGCUGUUCGACGACGUCGUACCCAAGACCGCAGAAAACUUCCGUGCGCUUUGCACCGGCGAGAAGGGCUUUGGCUAUUCCGGCUCCAAGUUCCAUCGCGUGAUUCCCGACUUCAUGCUCCAGGGAGGUGACUUCACCCGCGGCAACGGCACCGGCGGCAAGUCUAUCUAUGGCGAGAAGUUUGCCGACGAGAACUUCAAGCUCAGACACCAGAAGCCCUUCCUUCUGUCCAUGGCCAACGCUGGACCCAACACUAAUGGAUCGCAAUUCUUCAUCACAACCACCGUCACCUCAUGGCUCGAUGGCAAGCACGUCGUCUUCGGUCAGGUCCCCGACGGUGACGUCGAAUCAUACAAGGUCGUGAGGGCAAUCGAGGCAGCAGGCAGCAGCUCGGGCCAGAUCAAGUACAAGAACCCUCCCACCAUCACCAGCGCUGGUGUGGAGUAGGUGGCCGAUACAACGGCACAACAGGCUGUGCUCUGGCGCAAUCAAAGAUUUUUCGCUUCGACGCACUCGACCUAUUAGAUGCCAUAUUUGACGAUUUACGUAGUAGCUGUACAAUACACUCUUCUCAACAUUCA